AUGCUGCAAACCGGCUCUCUGGACUGUGCAGUUACAAGCGGUGAUAAUGUGAACAACACACCAGACUUCGCGUGUUUCCGUCAGACAGAUUCGGGACAGAGGGACGCCCGGAGAGAUGGCCAGUAUUUCGGAAACAAUAAUUGUUCCGCGGAUCCGGCGACCGUGGAACCAGUGUCCAGACUGUACUACCCAGCUAACAGCUACGGCAGCUCGGGGUUAGCGACGCCGUCAGCCACAUGGUUGUACCGAGAACAGAGCCCAGAGGUUAGUACGCCAGGAGAUGACGACGUUGUCAGCGACCGCAAGGACAUCGCCGCAGACUACAGCUCUCCGGAGAGGAACUACAACACCACGGUGGCGGGCUUCAGUUCCCCAGAAAUGAAGUACACCGCCCCGAGGGCAGAAUACAGUGUCCCGGGGGUUCCGCACAGCACCUCAGCGGUGGAGAGUUCUGCUCAAUACACCUGUCUCCAGCCGGUUAAAUCCGCCUACGACUGCCAGGCGCAGAUGCCGCCCUACCCUCCCCCGUAUCAGAGGCAGAGCGUUGGGUCGGUCCCUAGCACAUACCCCAUAUACCAACCUCCGUACAGACCGACGGAGGCCGAGCCGUAUUAUCAGAGGGAGAGCGGGUCCCCCCACUCGACGCCGGCUCUGACCCUGGCGACCACGCCCUACCACGCCGCCCAGGAGAGUCUGCACAAGAAGGUGUGUGUCCACCUCUGUAACCGAGAGAUGUGGAUCAAGUUCCACAGUCACACCACGGAGAUGAUCAUCACCAAACAAGGAAGGAGGAUGUUCCCGACCCUGCAGUACAGUCUGACGGGCCUGGGCCCCCAGAAGCAGUACAAUGUCUUUGUCGACAUGAUUCUGGCGGAUUCCAACCACUGGAAGUUCCAGAGUGGUCGCUGGGUCGUGUGCGGCCAGGCGGAGCAACUGCCCACUACUGGGCGUGUCUAUCUGCACCCCGACUCUCCAAACAGAGGAUCUCAUUGGAUGAAACAAGACAUCGUGUUCGGAAAGCUAAAACUGACAAACAACAAAAGCAUGGACACCGGACACGUGGUACUGAACAGCAUGCACAAGUACCAGCCGAGACUACACGUCAUAGAGGUGGGCUCGUGCACGCCCGGUGACACCAAGAAUCUGCUGACACAUUGCUUCCUGGAGACUCAGUUCAUAGCGGUGACGGCGUACCAGAACACAGACAUUACGCAGCUGAAAAUAGACCACAAUCCGUUUGCCAAAGGUUUUCGAGACAACUACGACAGGUAAGUUUCAGUUAUUAAUCUUUAAAGUCGCACACCCCAGUUUUUAAACACUGCGAUGCAUUAUUUAUUUAUUAUUAUUUUUUUUUUUUUUUUUAAUGUUUUUGGGUUUUUUUUACCGUUAAGCGUUGUUUUUGAUACUGGAAAUCAAACAAUGCUUACAUUUGUUUUUUUAUUGUUUGGAAUAUCCAUUUCCGUACAUCCGAAGUGCGUCAGGACGCUAUUUCUUCAUUUCAGAAGACGUU
Gigantopelta aegis is the source of this 1510-nucleotide messenger RNA. Its product is annotated as T-box brain protein 1-like. Bases 1 to 1272 code for a protein of 423 amino acids. Gene Ontology annotation, molecular function: RNA polymerase II cis-regulatory region sequence-specific DNA binding; DNA-binding transcription factor activity, RNA polymerase II-specific. The record is from RefSeq and is a predicted model, not a curated record. NCBI's taxonomy places the organism in Eukaryota, Metazoa, Mollusca, Gastropoda, Neomphalida, Peltospiridae. Gene Ontology annotation, biological process: regulation of transcription by RNA polymerase II; cell fate specification; positive regulation of DNA-templated transcription. Gene Ontology annotation, cellular component: nucleus. The transcript is spliced from 5 exons.